Molecule: messenger RNA, 3361 nt
Organism: Syngnathus acus (greater pipefish)
Lineage: Eukaryota; Metazoa; Chordata; Actinopteri; Syngnathiformes; Syngnathidae
Gene: fbxo10
Product: F-box protein 10
Exons: 11
Coding region: 356-3259 (967 amino acids)
Biological process (GO): protein ubiquitination; regulation of apoptotic process; ubiquitin-dependent protein catabolic process
Molecular function (GO): protein binding
Source: RefSeq, a predicted model, not a curated record
GCCCCUGUUGAGCAUUGUGGAGAGGGGAGGUGGAAUAUACGGAGUACGGUGGUAGCCGUCUUGUGACAGUCAGUCACUCGUCUUGGCAAAGGGACAUUAGUUAAAGUCUGACCUGGAUUGAUCCAGUGAAGGAGGAGGAAUGAUAGUUAUGUUCCCAAUUUUGCUAGUAUGGCGCUUUGGCAGCAUCCUGCCUGUCCGCUUUGUUUUGAUCUCUGCAUGCAGCUUGACGAAAGUCGAUGUAGUCUCAGACCGCAUGACGGCGGACGGCUCCGAGCCGUGAGCUCAUCGUGUUGACUCGAUGUGUAAACAUGGCAAAGCGGUGAAAUAAGCAGCACCCCCGGCCGGCCCUGCUGUCAUGGAGGUGGGCAGCCUCCCAGUGGAGCUGUGGAGGGUUAUUUUAGCCUACCUGCCUCUCGCUGACCUGGGCCGCUGCUGCCAGGUGUGUCGCGCCUGGAGGGAGCUGGUCCUCUCUCUGGAUAACACCCGAUGGAGGCAGCUGUGCCUCUGCUGCCCCGAGUUCCGACACCCCAACUGGCCCAGUAAGCCUCACCUUGAGCCCCCGUCGUGGAGGGAAGCCCUGAAACAACACGCCCUGGCCACCCGCACCUGGACUCAAAAUGAACCCGAGCAUCAAUCCACUGCCUGCCUCCUUUUAUUCAGGCGCCGGAAAGACCGCAAGGUUUGGCAUGUGGGGCCCGGGUUUGAGUUUGAGACCUUGCGAGGAGCUCUUGGGGUGGCUGGGCCUUAUGACCGAUUGGUUCUCCAUCCGGGAGUGUAUGAAGAGCAGGCUGAGGUGGCUCUCAAGGUGCCUGUGGAGUUGGUUGGGCUUGGCACACUGGGCCAGGUGACCCUCUUGGUGUGCAUGGAGCAGCAGUGCCCUACUGCCAGGUUUUGUAAUCUGGUUUUCAUGCCACCCUGGUUCUCCACAGUGGUCUACAAGACAUCAUGGGGUCAUGUCCAACUGGAUAACUGCAACUUUGAGGGGGCUCAGCUGCAAGUCCGCGGGCCCGGGACUUGCCAGGCACGCUUUUGCUCCUUCUCGAAGGGCAGCUCUGUACAUUUGCUCAGUGUUGCCUUCAGCUUACUGGACAGCUGUGACUUCUCCGGGAGCGAUACUGCUUCCGUAACCGUGGAAGGUUCACCCGUGUCUGAAAAGAACUGGGCUUGUAAAUAUAUGGCUGCCCUGGCCAGGAAUUUGUCAUCGUGUGGGAACAAUAAUAGCAGCCCCUUCAGAGGGAUUUCCACUGGCAGACCCAGUUCUGAUGCUACUGUUAAAAAGGAGCACACAGUUUGGGAGGACUGGAAGCGGGAAAAUGGACCAGAAGCAGAUGAUCAGGGCACAGUGAUUGAAGAUGGCUGGAGUGAUGGCGAGGAUGGUGAGAACAAAGAGGCAGGAAUGACCAAAAACAAAUUUCCACCAGAAUAUAAAAUCCCAUGUGACAACCAUGGACUGGCCUACUUACUGCAGCCCCGUGCAGAUGGCUCUUUGCCAUCCGCCUCCUCCACAAAUCCCCCACGCACGACUCCGGAACCACUCACCCUUCAGCAGGAACUAGAAAGAGACCCAGAUGCUCAGAUGUUUGCGUCGUCCACUCUGGGCUGUCUCGUCCGGCGUUGUCUCUUCAGGGACGGGAAGGGAGGUGUCCAUAUGUCGAAUUACGGACAAGCUCGACUGGAGGGCAACGUUUUCCGCUGUCUGAACUACGCCGUCAGAUGCAUCCAGAACUCCAUAAUAGUGAUGCUGCGAAACGAAGUGUGCGAGUGCAGAGCAUCAGGCGUGUUUAUGCGGCUGUCGGCUCAGGGCCUCAUCGCCGAAAAUGACAUCCACUCAAACGGGGAGGCGGGGUUGGACAUCAGGAAAGGAGCAAACCCCAUCAUUGUGUGUAACAGAAUACACAGUGGCUUCCGCUCAGGGGUUGUUGUGCUUGGCAAUGGAAAGGGCUCACUUCGGAGCAACCAAAUCUAUAACAACAAAGAAGCAGGCGUGUAUAUACUCUUCAGUGGGAACCCUGUCGUCUGUGGGAACCACAUCUUCCAAGGGCAGGCAGCAGGGAUUGCUGUAAAUGAGAAUGGUAGAGGGAUGGUAAUGGAGAAUGUCAUCAAGGAAAAUCGGUGGGGAGGUGUGGACAUCCGCAGAGGGGGUGACCCAAUCCUGAGGAAUAACUUCAUCUGUCAUGGAUACUCUGAUGGCAUUGUGGUGGGAGAGCGUGGCCGGGGACUCAUUGAAGGAAAUCAUGUCUACUGCAACAAAAGUUGCGGUGUGUGGGUUAUGUCAUCCAGCCUCCCCCAGCUCCUCGGAAACUACAUCACCCAUAACUGGCUGUACGGCGUGGCCGUGUUCUGCAGGAAGGACCCAGAGAACAUCGAAGCCAGGGAGGGGAACUGGCUAGCGCCCGACGACAGCGGUGAUAGGAGGGGCGUGGUGGAAGAAGAUGGGAGGGAAGAGCAAGAAAACGUACAUGAGGAGGGAGAACUCUUUGCAUGGGAGAGCGACCUGGACAGUGAGGAUGAACGCCACGCAGCACGCCGCUCCAUCAGUGUGGCGCUGGUGGAGAGCAAUUGCGUGAGCUUCAAUGGAGCCGUAGGCCUUUUCAUUAAAACCAGCGAGCCACUCAACAUUUAUGCCAACCUCGUCAACCAAAACGAUGGCGAUGGCGUUUCCGUGCUACAGAGCAGUCAUCUGACCCGCCUGGUUGCCAACUGCAUUCUUGCAAAUGGUCGAGCGGGUGUUACUGUAAAGAAAGACUCCCGUGCGGAGCUUCGCAGUAACGGUAUAUAUGAAAACAAAGGCCACGGCGUCAACUUCACCGGGUCCGGACAGAUGGUAGAGAACGACUUGGUUGGAAACUGGAACUACGGGAUCCAAGUGUCUGGAAGUGGUGAUGUCAAGGUGCUGCGCAACCGCAUCCAGCCGACCCUGGAUUGUGGCAUCUCAGUACUGGGACCAGUAAAAGCAGUAGUCACCGAUAACCAGCUGUUCCAAGGCCACCCAUAUGGCAAAAAAAGCCUUUUAUACUUGGACCCUAGCAACGAGAGCUGUGUGUUACGCAACAACAGUAUUUCAAGCCAUAAUAGCAGCUGUACAUCUGUCCCUCCUUGGGUACUGGAAAACCCUCCCCCUCGUCCACCGGCCAGCUCACCUACGGGCCUCUCCUCCUCCCAGUACCCUUCACGACUGGGAAUCUCCAUGACGAAUAGGAUAAGCGCCACUGUGGAGAGCGGUUGCCACAGUGGCAGCAUGUUCUGCUCUAUCCUGUGAAAAAAAACUUAGAAGUAUAACAUUUUAAGAUGACUUUGCCAAAAGUGAAAGUAGACACCCUCAUUGCCUUCGCCCUUUGGUUUGGAUAUAGCAAAAAAAAAA